CCGACAACAUAUGUAUGCAUGGGCGGGAACAGGCAUUGGCACUGUGCUCGCUGCUCUGCCAAGGCUCUGCCGCAUUCCGUUACCUGUUAUAGAUUUUGAUCUGGUGUUUCAGGGCCGCAUUACCUGGAACGUUACGCAGUUUAAUAUAACAGCUGUUUACGACUGGCUGUUCUCGCAUUACGCUCAAACUGAAGUGGCUGCACAGCGUAUUCACUGCUGCCAGGAUGUCUCUGAAAGCUUGUAAAUCCGGCAUGCCAUGCCCACCUCUGGCACCUGGGAAGCUCCGCAUCUACAUGAUGCGCUUCUGCCCUUUUUGUCAAAGGGCUCUCCUCGUGCUCCAUGCAAAAAAUAUUGACCAUGAAGUUGUCAAUAUCAACCUCAAGGACAAGCCCGAAUGGCAUUUCAAGUUGAAUCCGGCUGGCAAGGUCCCGAUACUCCAACAGGAUGACAAGCUGGUCUGCGAAUCGUUGGUUGUGUCCGAGUAUUUGGACGAUGCGUAUGGAAAGGAGAAGCUUCUGCCAACUGACCCUUACCUCAAAGCGAGGCAGAAGAUGUUUAUUGAAGUUGGCUCUGCGGCUUUGAUGCCAGUGCUGAAGAUACACUACAACAAGGACAACAGAGUCGAGCUGUGGAAAGAGUUCAAGGAGAAGGUGCAAGCUUACGAAGAGGAACUGUCUGCAAAAAAGACUCUCUACAUUUCUGGUGACAAGCCUGGUUUUGCAGACUACAUGGUGUGGCCCUUCUUUCCUCGGGUGCAAGCCUUUGCAACUAUCUUUCCCGAGUUGAAGCCUCCGACUGCUGAAGAGUUCCCUCACCUUCACAAGUGGAUUCAAGCUAUGAAGAAAGACAAAGCAGUUACAACUACUCUUAAUGAGCAAUACCUGCUGCAGCACACCAAGAGUGUGCUUGACAACAACGUGGAUUAUGAUGUGGGCCUGUGAUUACGCAUGUAACCGAGUAUGGUUAUGUGGGCGGUAUAGGGCACCAUUUCGCCAUAAAAAGGCGCUGUUCUUGAAAUAAGUUUCGGAGUAACAGGGAUUUGUAAAGUUAACGCUAUUUAUGCUUAUACUAUUGUAUAUAUACUUUCGGUUACGGCCAACGUACUCAUACUAUGCAUCUGAGAUCCUUACAAUGCUUAUAUCUUUUUUUAUAUAUUUGCGUUUAAAUUAAUAAAGUGAAGCAGCUAUUCCGCAUGCUCCUCUUGCACAGCAUACAUCCCUGUGUUUCCCAAAAACCAUCAGCUGCAGUAAUGCUGAGAGCCUGUUCCGCUAGACUAUUUGAAUAGCACCCAUGACAUGUCAAAUUUGUAGUUUCUUACCACUGAUGCUUCACUCAAGUUUCUGUUCUAGGAAGAAUGAGUAUUUUGAAGCAGCAAUAUCAUGUUGACCUACUUUAGGCAAUUAUGUAGUGCGGAACUAAACGUUCUGCAUGAAUAAUCAUAUUGUUCUUGUUUGAUUAGUUGUAAUGGGUGUGAUAUUUAUUCCACGUUGAACAGCGCUUGGUUAACAGGCUUUUUGCAGUUUUGGUGCGUCAUUUUCCUAUCAAGUGUGGCAAGUUGGGAGGGUUGGUAAGUUUGCAUUGAAAUGGACAUAACAGGAGCCCUUCUCUUUUCUUAGUCCGCCUUUUUUUUGUGCUGCUUAACAUCGCCGCACGUUGUUGGUCUGCUUACAUGUUUUGCUGGCAUUGAUCAUUGGGAACUUCUGUAUUGUGAUAGCGGGUACAUGAUCUAUGUACUUGACCAUUUACACUGGCAGGCGCCUAUAUUUUAUUGUUAUAGUACUGUGAUAGCUCCUUCUGGAGUGUUGAAGGAGUGCACCUGCAGCUGUGUUGCUUUGACUGUAUUUGUUCCUCAGAGAAAUGUUGAUGCAGUUUGCGACAUGUGAAGUAUGGAAUUGAACACUGAGCAGAGGUACACAUGGGAACAUGUGUUCUUGCUACUGCAUGGUUUUUAGUUUCUGGAGCUUUUAAAAUAUUCUUGGGCAGUUGAGAAGUAGAUAAAUGAAAGCGGAAAAAACCGGUGAUGGUGGUAUGUGCACCCAGGUGUGGUUGUUAUCAUGUUUAUUAAGUGCAUUUGCAGCCAUAGUUGCUUGGAAAGUCAAGAGUUGUAAAACAAAUUUGCUGAAUUUGCUGCUUAUGUCAGGCCCUUUCAGUGAGGCCACUUAAGAAGCUGUGGUAAGCUGUGGUUGCCACCGCUUUUGCAUUCUUGUUACCACACAUGGCAUGUGAAACACAUACUUUACCUUGAGAAAUUUAAGGUGAAAGUGCUUCAACAUUGUGUUCCAUGAUCACUAAUGACAUCGUUGCUAUUCAAAAGAAAAAAAAAUUGAAAGGUUAAAAUUUGUAUUCAUGUAAUCUAGCUUGAGCUGUCUUCUCCCAAAAAUGUCAUUCUUGUCACGCGCUGCUGUCUUCCAAAAAUUGUCGUGCGCUGAAGGGCAAGGUACUUGGCAAUAUUGUGACGUGUUACAGUAUGUCCUGUGAAGUUAUAUUCUCUUUACACCGCAUGGGAUGUCCACAUCAUUAAAGUGUUUCUUGCAGAUUA
Messenger RNA from Rhipicephalus sanguineus (brown dog tick), 2539 nucleotides. RefSeq names its product glutathione S-transferase omega-1. The record is from RefSeq and is a predicted model, not a curated record. NCBI's taxonomy places the organism in Eukaryota, Metazoa, Arthropoda, Arachnida, Ixodida, Ixodidae. Gene Ontology annotation, biological process: glutathione metabolic process. Gene Ontology annotation, cellular component: cytoplasm. Gene Ontology annotation, molecular function: glutathione transferase activity; glutathione dehydrogenase (ascorbate) activity. Bases 225 to 941 code for a protein of 238 amino acids. The transcript is spliced from 5 exons.